AUGCACCUCACUUGGGCCCAUCGACCAGCCACAGGCUAUGGCUUCAGCGGCAAGGCUGGGAGGGUGGUCAUUGACGACACAACGCAGUCUUGUUCUUGUGAUGCCAUUGCUGCUGCUGCAUCUGCAGGACGACGACGCUGCGCAGUCGCAAGCGCAAGUGCUGCCAAACCGGUGGCGGAAGUGGUCGGCCAGUUUUUUGUUGUCCUAUUCCAGUUUUUAUUGAGCCCGUGCGAGCGAGCUAUAACUGGCGAAAAUAUAGGUACGCCAAGGGCAGCGCACCAGAGAGAGAAGGCUUGGGCGCGGCUCUGUGUUCAGCAGCGUUGCACGGGGCAGGCCGGAUGGGCAUCAAGAACGGCUGCCAUGAGAGAUUUUCGAAGCAGCAGCGGACGGACCGCGAUGAUCACUACUCGAGGGGGGCAAACUGCGAGUCUGUGUCUCGAGAGCCUGGUGGUGGGGGUUGUGGGCUGCAAGCGAGGAAUCAAGGUUUUUGCGCGCCGUCCAAGUGGGCUGCGGCCUAGGCCGGAUUGCGCCAGCUACUCCGCGGCGGAUGCUCGUCCGACAGGCCCGAGGAAGGUUCAAGGAGCAAAAGGGCAUUUCGUGAGCAGUGUAAGCCGUGAGCCGUGGGCCGUGGGCAAGGGGUGGUGGUGGUGGGUUGUGGUGGCAGAAGCAGGAGAAGCAGCAGAAGCAGCAGCAGCAGCAGCAGAAGCAGGAGAAGCAGCAGAAGCAGCAGCAGCAGCAGCAGAAGCAGCAGCAGCAGCAGAAGCAGAAGCAGGAGAAGCAGCAGAAGCAGCAGCAGCAGCAGCAGCAGAAGCAAGCAGCAGUAGCAUGUGGAUGGGCUGA
Messenger RNA from Plenodomus lingam JN3, 840 nucleotides. The record is from RefSeq and is a predicted model, not a curated record. Lineage: Eukaryota; Fungi; Ascomycota; Dothideomycetes; Pleosporales; Leptosphaeriaceae.